Molecule: messenger RNA, 1572 nt
Organism: Neodiprion fabricii
Lineage: Eukaryota; Metazoa; Arthropoda; Insecta; Hymenoptera; Diprionidae
Product: major royal jelly protein 1-like
Exons: 6
Coding region: 146-1441 (431 amino acids)
Cellular component (GO): extracellular region
Source: RefSeq, a predicted model, not a curated record
AUUAUGCUGGGUUUCAAGGUAGUCAUGAAUAAACUUCGUAGUCAAAACCAUCGUUAUCGACAUUGCACAUCGAUCGCUAAUUUUGUUAAAGCCGGACGAAACUCUACUUCAACGAACACUUAGAGAAUCGAAGAACCGUAAUAAAAUGACAACCCCAUCUAGACCAUUUCGUAUACUGACAAUCGUAUUGUCAUGUGUUGGCUCGUUGUUGGCGGCAGAACUUACGACUAUCCAUGAAUGGAAGUACAUUGAAUACGCGGCCGAAGAUCCACUUGUUGAGCAUAUGUUGCAAGUUUCUGAAGAAUACAAUUACACGAAAAUCAUACCAAUUGAUUUCCAGAAAAUUUCAGGUAAUAGAGUUCUGGUUACAACACCCAGAUAUUCCAACGAUUUGUUAAUUCCAAGUUUGUCAAUUGUUUCGCCUAUGAUCGGGGACGGUGGUUCGUUGCUGGAGCCCUACCCAAAUUGGGAUUGGCACGAGACAGGAUAUUGUGGUGAUGAAAUAAUAACAAGCGUGUCUCGUCUUUUCACGGACCAGUGCAACAGGCUGUGGUUCGUCGACUCCGGGAAGAUAGGAGAUAAGCAAGUAUGUUCUGCUAAGCUGUUCGCCUUCAAUACGACAACCGACCAGGUGAUCCAUCGGAUUGAUAUUCCACAUGAGUUGACCCAUAAUUCUGUAGAUCCGAGCAAGGGCCGGCUUGAGAUACAAUUCGUCGAGACGAAGGGGGACUCCUGCGAUGAGACUUGGGCUUACAUUGGGGACCCGGAGGGCUAUGGCCUUGUUAUUUGGGACGGUUCGGACAUAUGGCGUCUGGAAAACGACGACGUUUAUGCCCCGGCCUCGUCAGCUACGAAGUUCAGCGUUGCCGGCGAGAACGUCACCCUGGAACUCGGGACUUCCAUUGUGAGGAUACCACCCCCGGGAUUCAUCAACGAAGACUAUCUUCUUCUGAGACCAUUGUCCUCCUACUCAGACUACGCGAUAAGAGUCGAGGAUUUGCACAAUUCGAAGAACAGCAGUGUAACUUACUACAAGGGCAACAUUACGCUGCCGUCGCAAGAGCUUGUCAGAGUCUUCUCGAAGUCCGGGGUCCUUAUGGCCGCCUUGGCCUCGAGUCUGGUAGUGGCUUGCUGGAACCUGGCAAAUCCUCUGGCUACAGAGUACGUGGGUACACCGUUGGAGGACGACGAGGCUCUGCAAUUUACCAGCGCUGGUAAAAUAUUCGAAGGGUCUGAGCCCGGAUUUGAGCACGAAGAGUACUGGAUGCUGACCAAUCGGUAUCAAAAAUUCGCCCUGGGUACCAUGGACUUCGACGAUGUCAAUUUCAGAAUUCUGUCGGUCAACAUCGCUGAUACCGUCCAAGGCACGGUGUGCGCGCCGAGCUCGCACAGUGCCACUAGCAUUGAGGAUAAAUUUUUCUUUGAAUAUGAAACGGUAUGAGAAAUUUUCCAUAAGCUCGUCUAUAUUCUGGUGUCCUUUACGAUAGUAUCCACUCACAAUCAGUUUCCCCCUGUAGCGUACCUCCUUAUAAACUGAGCGACUUAUGUACGUACUUUAGCACUGAAAUGUAU